Messenger RNA from Cyprinodon variegatus (sheepshead minnow), 552 nucleotides. Its product is annotated as E3 ubiquitin-protein ligase TRIM17-like. NCBI's taxonomy places the organism in Eukaryota, Metazoa, Chordata, Actinopteri, Cyprinodontiformes, Cyprinodontidae. The annotation marks the transcript as partial. Gene Ontology annotation, molecular function: zinc ion binding. The record is from RefSeq and is a predicted model, not a curated record. The transcript has a single exon.
UGUCAGGACGUCUUUAAGGAUCCAGUUCUUCUGUCAUGUAGCCACAGCUUCUGUAAGGAGUGUCUGAAGAACUGCUGGAGAGUAGGAAAUGAACGACAAUGUCCUUUUUGUAGGAAGCAGUCAAGAACGGAUGAUCCUCCCUGUAAUCUGGUUCUGAAGAACCUGUGUGGGACCUUCUUACAGCAGAGAGAGCAGAGAGCUUCAGAGGAUCUCUGCAGUCUGCACUCUAAGAAACUCAGACUCUUCUGUCUGGACCAUCAGCAGCCAGUGUGUCUCGUCUGCAGAGAUUCAGAAAAACACACCGGGCACAGAUUCAGACCCAUCGAUGAAGCUGCUCAGCAACACAAGAAGAAACUUCAGGAAACUCUGGAACCUUUGAAGGAGAAGCUGGAGCUCAAAAAGAAAGUUCAAGAGGAGUUUGAUCAGACAGCAGAACACAUGAAGGUCCAGCACCAACACACAGAGAGGCUGAUUAAGGAGCAGUUUAAGAAGCUUCAUCAGUUUCUAGCAGAGGAAGAGGAGGCCAGGCUGGCUGCACUGAGGGAGGAAGAG